GAGAAAGUGAAUCGUUAGUGAGGGACAGUGUCCUGGUGUGACCCGAGCUGCUGAAUCAGCAUCAGCAGAGGAGACUCACUCAUUCAGCCGACCUUUCACCACACAGCACAGGCAGCUAAUGGCAGUUUGAAAGCCACCCCUGACUCUUGCUCUGGAGUGACAGCCGCAGGCCCCGCCCAUCCCCGUUGACGGACAGCAGUGGGCGGGGCCAGCGCCGCCAAAGGCACGGGGGCGUUUUCGUGCGGUUUUGCGGAACGGGCCGUUGCGGUGAAUGCGUGAUUGAGGUCCCGCAGCUAACAAUCGUCCCCCUUUUUGGGGACGGAGUGCACGGCGCGGAGGAGCAGCCGGAGUUGGGUGAUGUGCCAUCAGCCACUGGGGGGCAUCUGUCCUCUCUGCAACUUCUUCAUCCUGUGAAGUUUAUGGGAUAGGAGUGCGGGUGCCCCUUCCCAACACUGCAGCCCCACUGGAGUCAUUUGUGCCAAAGCUAGGUUGUGUCGAAGGAGAAAAGAUGGGCAGCCCAGGCAGCGAUGUGGGUUUAGCCGGGCCAGUGGAGCCAGCCUUGGAGGCUCUGUGUCCUGAGUGUGGCCAGAUCCACCGCAGCUGGGAGAACCACCUUUACAACUAUCGUCUGGAAGUGGAUGACGACCUGGUGUGCCAUAUCUGCCUGCAGCCGCUGGUGCAACCACUAGAUACGCCGUGCGGACACACCUUCUGUGCCCACUGCCUGCGUAGCUUCCUCAAGGAGAGGGACUUCUGCCCGCUGGACAGGACGCGGCUGCAGCUGCAGGCGUGCCGCAGAUCCAGCAUACUGGUGCACAAGCUGCUGGACAAGCUGUCUGUCUCCUGCCCUUUGACCCCAGUCUGCUCCCUCAGCAUGCCACGAUGUGACCUGGAGGCACACCUCAAACACAGGUGUCCGGGGACGAGGAGUCAGCAGACGAGUGUGGACGGUCCACCAUGUGAGAGCGGGGAUGAACGAGUGAUGGUGACCAGCCCUCCCAGGUCGCCCCGCUCCCCACAGACAGACCUGAGGGACCGCACACCCUCGCCCCCCUCCGGACCUAAUGACACCAGCGGCGAUGGGCCCGUGUGGACGGACGACGCCGGCCUCGACAACCCUGCCUUUGAGGAGAGCACGGAGGAAGAAAGUGUGGUAGGGUUGGAGUGUGUGGUCCCCAGGGUGAAGCGGCCCCUCAGUAACCCCUGCAUCCACCUCCUCCGCUCUGUCAGCUCCACCUCCUCUGGCUGGGACUGCCUUGAGUCUCCGCCUCUCUCCGCUGAAGAGGGCUGCGUGAAGUUGCCCUCGCUUCCUGAAGGAGAGAUAACUGCCAUAGAGGUCCACCGGGCGAACCCGUAUGUUGAGCUGGGCAUCAGCGUCGUGGGGGGAAACGAGACGCCUCUCAUCAACAUCGUGAUUCAGGAAGUGUACAGAGACGGGGUCAUUGCACGAGACGGGAGGCUGCUGGCCGGGGAUCAGAUACUGCAGGUCAACAAUGUGGACAUCAGUAAUGUCCCCCACAGUUUUGCCCGCUCUACACUGGCUCGCCCCUGCACCACUUUGCAGCUGACGGUGCUUAGGGAGCGUCGUUGUGCCUCCCGGGCGCCUCCCUCCUCUUCCUCCUCCACCCCGGCUGUGCCCCACGCCCCCUGCUCCACCCCUGAGGGCGCCCCGUCCAGCCCCGCCACCCUGAGAAUCACCCUACACAAGCAGGACUCAACAGAGCAGCUCGGCAUCAAGCUGGUACGGCGGACAGAUGAGUCAGGAGUGUUUGUGUUGGAUCUGUUGGACGGAGGCCUGGCAGCGAAGGAUGGCAGACUGCGGAGUAACGACCGCGUGUUGGCAGUCAACGAACAGGACCUACGCCACGGCACCCCGGAGCAGGCCGCACAGAUCAUACAGGCCAGCGGAGAGCGAGUCCACCUGAUGAUCGGCCGACCCACCAAACCAACGUCUCCUCCACCGCCAAAAUCAAGUUCCACCAGAGACCUCUACUGCCUUGAUCACUUCCUGCCUAACCACAGCACUACCCCGAGUCCUGUGCCCCUGAACCUCUCCCGCUCCAGCACUCACAGAGACCUUUCCCAGUGUGUGACCUGUAAGGAGAAACACAUCACUGUGAAGAAGGAGCCCCUCGAGUCUCUCGGCAUGACAGUCGCAGGAGGGCGGGGCAGUAAGAGCGGGGAGCUGCCAAUCUUUGUGACCAGCGUCCAACCACAUGGCUGCUUAUCGAGGGAUGGGCGGAUCAAACGAGGUGACGUCCUGCUGAGCAUCAACGGGCAGGACUUAACGUACCUGAGCCACAGUGAGGCCGUGGGCACCCUGAAGGCCAGCGCUGCCUCGCCCUCCGUCCAGCUGCGGGUGCUGGAGGUCAGCAUGGUGGUGGAAGAGCACGACCGGGACGAGCUGCUGCCUCACACACAUGACAGUGACUUUGAUGCUAACUGGUCCCCUUCAUGGGUCAUGUGGCUGGGCUUACCCAGCUACCUGCACAGUAGUCACGAGAUUGUACUGCGGAGGAGCCACCCGGGCAGCUGGGGCUUCAGCAUCGUUGGAGGAUACGAGGAAAGCCACGGCAACCAGGCGUUCUUUAUCAAGACCAUCGUCCUCGGCACACCUGCGUACUACGACGGCCGCCUUAAGUGUGGUGACAUGAUCGUGGCAGUCAACGGCCUGUCGACAGCAGGAAUGAGCCACUCGGCGCUGGUGCCCAUGCUGAAGGAGCAGCGCAGCCGGGUGGCGCUUACUGUGGUCUCCUGGCCCGGCAGCCUGGUGUAGCCCGGCCAGAUCGUAAGCAGGCUGCGCACCACACAGAAUGUUCUAUAUGGGGAACGUCCUUGGCCAAAGUGAACUGGUACACGCUACUGUACAUCGCUCCAUACCGGGCUUAAUCCAGGACCAAAAGCAUUCAGAACUGAGUUGACCCAGCAGGACCAAUCCUGUCCUGACCAGGUGGGAGCUGAUCCAGAUCGUGCCACGUCACUCGACAGACUGCACUCACAAACGCACUGCUGUGUUCAUAUGGUCAUGUCAUCGCUCCCGCAGGGAGAGCUGGUACGGCAGGUGAUCUGUGCUGCGUUCACCUCACCAGGCAGUUGUAGAAUCCAGGGCUGUAUUCAGGUGGAUGCAUCGCUGCAGGUAGAGAUAGAAUAAAAUUAAGUAGCCUGUGAUCCUGCAUCAUCUAGGAUAAUGACUUGUAAUCACUCUUAAGCAAGAUUUUCUGCAACACCAGCGCUGUAUCCAGCUGAAUAUUAGAAACCUGCCGCACCCUGGGGGCUCAACUGCCCUUAGGCCUCAUCACCAUGACAAGCAGCUGUCCCAUCAGCUGGAGUUUUAUACAUGUGUGUGAAUGUGUGUUCCGUUUGUUUAAUAAACAUUUCCUUCAAAGGA
Cottoperca gobio is the source of this 3388-nucleotide messenger RNA. RefSeq names its product ligand of numb-protein X 2a (gene lnx2a). The coding region runs from base 509 to 2776 and encodes 755 amino acids. NCBI's taxonomy places the organism in Eukaryota, Metazoa, Chordata, Actinopteri, Perciformes, Bovichtidae. The record is from RefSeq and is a predicted model, not a curated record. The transcript is spliced from 12 exons. Gene Ontology annotation, molecular function: ubiquitin-protein transferase activity; metal ion binding; protein binding.